AUGAUCAAUCCAGGCAUCAUAAAUCAUACAAUUCCCUCCAAACGCGGCAAGAACUCCCGAGCGCUCGAAGUCAGUGGUAUGCCAAAAAUCAACGAGGAAGAAUUCAACGAAUCCCUUGUUCAAAUCCCACUCCUCACCGAAGAGAACUAUCCGGAAUGGGUCUUAAGGAUGAAGAUCUAUUUACGACACUGUGAACUACUCGGAAUUUGCACUACCCCACCACCCCACUCACCCGAUGCAGAUUACAAGAAGAAAAUGUAUGAAGCGGUCAAUAUUAUCACUGGAAGAUUAAGCAGCUCGAGUUUUAUGGAAGUGAUCGACACUGAGAACGAAGUGAACCCUUACUUGAUGUGGCAGAAGAUUAAUUCUCAUUUCGGGAUGAAAUCGGCGGCCAUCAAAGCGAAGGUUUGGCUCGAGUUUACGCGACUUCCGUUCGAUGGCGACCUCAAAUCAUUCACCAACGCCUGCCGCCAAAGCCUACGUGAAGUCCACUCAGUCGACCCUCAAAUUCCGCUCGACGUCUUGGUCUGCUGUAUCUUAGGCAAAAUUCCCAAGCGAUAUCAUCACAUUGUCGAUCCUCUAAUACAUGACCAAUGGAUAAUGACAAGUCCUUAUAAUACCCUCGCCCGGAUCGAACAAUUUGAUCCAAGACAAGACCCCAAAUCCGUUUAG
This is a messenger RNA of Puccinia triticina, 672 nucleotides long. RefSeq lists its product as uncharacterized. The coding region runs from base 1 to 672 and encodes 223 amino acids. NCBI's taxonomy places the organism in Eukaryota, Fungi, Basidiomycota, Pucciniomycetes, Pucciniales, Pucciniaceae. The transcript has a single exon. The record is from RefSeq and is a predicted model, not a curated record.